GACAUCAUCAGUGAUGGCCUCAGUAUCCCACUGCUGGUCCUCCAGUCCCAGCUGUUACUGCAAGUCCAUUCCUCUACCAUGAGUGUGGAGCAGCUAAAAUCAGCAGAUCCACAUGUAACUUGAGACGACAGACUGGCUCUGAACAAGUUGAAAUCAUCGCAGAAGGAUAAAGUUCGACAGUUUAUGAUCUUCACACAAUCUAGUGAAAAAACUGCUGUAAGUUGUCUUUCUCAAAAUGACUGGAAGUUAGAUGUUGCAACAGAUAAUUUUUUCUAAAAUCCUGAACUUUAUAUACGAGAGAGUGUAAAAGGAUCAUUGGACAGGAAGAAGUUAGAACAACUAUACAAUAGAUACAAAGAUCCUCAAGAUGAAAAUAAAAUUGGAAUAGAUGGUAUACAGCAGUUCUGUGAUGACCUGGCACUUGACCCAGCCAGCAUUAGUGUUUUGAUCAUUGCAUGGAAGUUCAGAGCAGCAACACAAUGUGAGUUCUCCAAGCCGGAGUUCAUGGACGGCAUGACAGAAUUAGGAUGUGACAGCAUAGAAAAGCUAAAGGCUCAGAUACCCAAGAUGGAGCAAGAAUUGAAAGAACCAGGACGAUUUAAGGAUUUUUACCAGUUUACUUUUAAUUUUGCAAAGAAUCCAGGACAAAAAGGAUUAGAUCUAGAAAUGGCCAUUGCCUACUGGAACUUAGUGCUUAAUGGAAGAUUUAAAUUCUUAGACUUAUGGAAUAAAUUUUUGUUGGAACAUCACAAACGAUCAAUACCAAAAGAUACUUGGAAUCUUCUUCUAGACUUCAGUACAAUGAUUGCAGAUGACAUGUCUAAUUAUGAUGAAGCACUAAAGGAACCUUCUAGAAUGUACAUAUUCUGUACAAUAAAUACAACGGAAAAUUGCACAGUCAAUUUCUGCUGGCUGGACUGAACUGAAGAUCAAUCCUCACUAUUCAGGCCGAGGGUUGAGACAAAACUUUAAGGAUACAUUUUGGACCAUAUCAUAUUUCAUUCUUCUAAUGGUGGUUUGGGCUUGUCUUCUAGUCUGGGCCGCUCUAAACAUUUAUAAUUCCAACGUUGUGGAUUUCAUCUUAAUAUCUGUGGACCAUCCUAGUUUAUUCUCCCAUAAGUCUUAGAAGCUUUAUGGUGGUUAUUUUGAGGUUUCCAUUCUUGCAUAAAGCACAAUGCUGUCUUCAUCAGAAAACAGUUUGGCAUAAGAAUUAAACAUAAUGAACAUCACAAACAAUUUAUAAAAACUUCUUAAAUAUAUGCUUUGGGCUAGCUGCAAAGACUAUGCUGAUAGCACUUCCAACGAGAGUGAUAUAUUUAAGUGUACAGGAUCUGGAAUGGUGUUUUGGUUUGGGGGGAUUUUUUUUCCUGACAAAUCACAUGUAUUGUUGAUGUAGAGUAUGUGAUGAAAGAAGUAUCAGAACAACCAUUGUGAAAAAUUUUUAGAAUAACUUGGUGCCUACCUGAAAAACGUAUUGUGUUUUAGACUCUCAAUUUCAAAAGGUUCCACAGAAUUAGUCUGCAUUUACCUUACUCAUGUUGAUAUGUAAUGGUCCUACAGGGAGCUUUUAUUUAGCAAAAGUCGGCAUAAUGUUAGAUUCCACUCUUGUCUACAUUAUGCACCACAUAAUUGGAUUUCAUUAUGCUUUUGAAAUGCUUAUAUGCGUAUCAAAUAAGUUAAACUAUUUAAUUUGUUUUGAAUGUUUUGAAUUGCUAUACAAUACAAUAUCCUAAAUUUAGGCAUGAGGGGUUUACUUUUUUGUUUUUGUUUUUUCCUUUUUGGUCAUCGCGCUACGGAACACAAAUGAAAUUCUCUUAAUUUAUAAAAGGAUAGUAUGAAUUAAAUUUUGGAAAUGGUUGUGAUGAUGAGCCAUGAAGUUCAAUCUGUAUAAAUAGGUACUGCUCUUUCAGACAAGUAGUCCAUUUUUGAUGACUUCUUAUUUUGUUGAAAUUGCUUUAACUGCUAAUCACUGUGGUUGCCAAAUACUUACUUCCGGAGCAGAGAUUUUCAGGCAGGCAUAUACUUGAUGAAAAAUACCAAUCUGGCUUCUAGGUUUGUAAAUUAUUUAGUCUUUUUACUGUUUUUGUUUCGCUCAUGUUAGCUCCGUUUUCACAUCAAAACAAAAUGCUACCUUGUGUGGAACCCCCCCCCCCAUCCUUUUCUUGGUUAUGAGACCCAUGAAUAGCUUUCCUGCCUAAAUUGCUCCUUUUUGUUCACUUACUGUCACGUUAAGGAAGGGCUCAUUGCUUUCUUAAACAUUUCUGUAAGGCAGGUUAAAAAUGUUGAACUUUAAGUUUUGAAUGACGAUGGUCUUGACUAGGAACAGAUUUUGCUUGGUAUAUCCAGGCACUGUCUGUGGCCUAGUAUUGAUGUUAAUAAAGGAAUGUACUUCAGAAUAGCAGGACAUUUUAUGCAGAUGCAGAAGUGAUUUCAAGAAACAGUGACUUAUUAAAAUUGCUUUUCAUUAA
Chinchilla lanigera (long-tailed chinchilla) is the source of this 2468-nucleotide messenger RNA. RefSeq names its product DCN1, defective in cullin neddylation 1, domain containing 1 (gene Dcun1d1). Gene Ontology annotation, cellular component: ubiquitin ligase complex. The record is from RefSeq and is a predicted model, not a curated record. Lineage: Eukaryota; Metazoa; Chordata; Mammalia; Rodentia; Chinchillidae. Gene Ontology annotation, biological process: positive regulation of ubiquitin-protein transferase activity; protein neddylation. Gene Ontology annotation, molecular function: ubiquitin-like protein binding; cullin family protein binding; ubiquitin conjugating enzyme binding.